AAGGUGAUUGAAGGAGAUGACGUCAUACACAGCCCAUUUCGUCCUACCCGCAUCGCACACUUCAACAAGACAACACUUCACUCUUGACCAUCCACCAAAAGAAAACUUGACAAAGAACUAUUAUGACUUCACACAGUCUCGACCAACGACCGAAUACCGCAACAUCCACCAACGAACCACCCUGCCAACAUGCUCCCAGGUUCGGUCAACCAAUCUCGUUAGGAUCCACUAUCUCGCCUGAAGAUUAUAGGAAACGUAGAGUCGCUUUGAUCACUGGCAUUACCGGACAAGAUGGAUCUUACCUCACAGAACUCUUACUCGACAAAGGCUAUGAAGUCCACGGCCUUAUCCGACGUUCAUCGAGCUUCAACACGGGCAGGAUCGAACAUCUUUAUAAAGAUGUACACGAACGUCCCAAGAUGGUAUUACAUUAUGGUGAUCUGACCGAUACCACCAACCUAGUCUAUAUCAUCUCACAAACCCAGCCCACUGAGGUCUACAAUCUCGCCGCCCAAUCUCACGUCAAGGUCUCCUUUGAUAUGGCCGAAUAUACCGGCGAUGUCGAUGGAUUGGGCACCCUGAGAUUAUUGGACGCCAUCCGAACCUGCGGGCUUACUAAACACGUCCGCUUCUAUCAGGCCUCCACUUCCGAACUUUAUGGGAAAGUCGCCGAAACUCCGCAGACUGAAUCUACCCCUUUCUAUCCUCGAAGCCCUUAUGGCGUCGCCAAAUUAUACGCCUAUUGGAUCGUCAAAAACUACAGGGAAAGUUAUGACAUGUUUGCCUGUAAUGGGAUUCUUUUCAAUCACGAGUCGCCUAGAAGAGGACGAACGUUCGUGACUCGAAAGAUUAGUCGAGCCGUUGCUGAGAUCAGUCUUGGACAACAAGAAUGUCUUUAUCUUGGAAACCUUUCGGCCAAGCGAGAUUGGGGACAUGCCAAGGACUACGUAGAAGGGAUGUGGAAGAUGUUACAACAAGAUAAACCAGAUGACUUUGUGCUCGCCACCGGUGAAACUCAUUCAGUUAGGGAAUUUGUUGAAAAAUCUUUCGCAGUUGUAAAUAUUGUGAUCAAGUGGCAAGGUGAACUUGACAGUGUAAAUGAGAUUGGGAUGAACGCCGAGACCGGAAAAGUGGUAGUCCGAGUUGAUCCUAUGUAUUUCAGACCGGCUGAAGUAGAAUUACUUCAUGGAAUGCCAAAGAAAGCGGAAAGUCUACUUGGCUGGAAAAGGACAGUGGAUUUCGAUAGUCUUGUUCGUGAGAUGGUUGAGGCUGAUUUGGUAGGAGCUCGGGCAGCAGAUCAUAAUUGAAUUGGUUACAAUAUUGUCAUUCAAGGAACCAGGAAAACGAAAAUUCGAUUUCACUUGUAUUUACUUAACAUAAUAGAUAGACUCUUGACUUAGAUCUUCAACAUGGACUGCAUUCAAAUUGUGUCAUCCUUAACAUUUGGAGAGUAUUAUUAUUUUCUUUCGAUUGUCUUUUUUUUCCUACUUCAUAUCUUUCUCACACACUGACACUUUCAGUUCGCAUCAAAGGCUUGAUCUUAACGCUUUCCCCCCCUCCCCCCGGCUUUGUUGUUUGUAUGAUUUUGAUGGCAGGAUAACAUUGUUAAUUGUGUUUUGUGGAUCUUUUUGUUUUGGUUUUUUCAAUUAAACCAAGUCUUAUUUGUUCUUUCUGAGAUGUACAUAAGCAGUAAUUAAAGCAUAUACAUUAUGAUCAAGCUGUAUUUCGAUGUAAAUGCGUUCAGUGCUGAUGACUUUGUUGGACAAAGAAAAUGGGUUGCUAGGAG
Messenger RNA from Puccinia graminis f. sp. tritici CRL 75-36-700-3, 1786 nucleotides. RefSeq names its product GDP-mannose 4,6 dehydratase. The transcript has 9 exons. Gene Ontology annotation, biological process: GDP-mannose metabolic process. Gene Ontology annotation, molecular function: GDP-mannose 4,6-dehydratase activity. NCBI's taxonomy places the organism in Eukaryota, Fungi, Basidiomycota, Pucciniomycetes, Pucciniales, Pucciniaceae. The coding region runs from base 123 to 1307 and encodes 394 amino acids. The record is from RefSeq and is a predicted model, not a curated record.